AUGUCUCUACUAAGUAUUCCUACUGAGAUACUAGACCUCGUCGUACAGUUCUAUGUCAACGAGGUUGGAAUUGCAAAGGCUUGGUGUCGACGCGAUGUUUGCAAAACCUUUAAAUCAGUCAUAGAAUACGAAAUUCUAGCGAAGCAACCAGGGGAGGCAUUUGGACAUGUGUUCACAGGUUUCGAAAAGCUCGUUCUGACGCACAGCCAUCGGAUGCAAUACCUUCAAUAUCGAACCAAACAGCCGAACUGUGACCGUCCGAUCACUGCACAACGAUUAAUGGACCUCUGCGCUGAACUUGAUGAGAAUUCGAAAGAGAAAGAAAGUCGUCUACAAGAGCAGUCGCUCAUGACUCUUUGCAACGUCGCCGCCACAAUCAAUUUUAAUAUACUGGAAUUUAAAACAUCCAGUCAACGUGGUUAUGAAGAUGAUGCAAUUGUCAGCAAUGCAGAUAGAAUUGCUGCCGCUAUUUCCGUAGGGAAUAAUCACUGGCUCCAGAAGUUGAUCCUUGAUCACCCAGGGGAUAUGAUAGAGCACUCGACUGUACUUGGCUAUCCACUGGAGGCUGCUGUAGUCGGGCCGCAGAUGGCUUCGCUGAAGGUUUUGCUUGAACAUCUAACGAGAAUCGAACAAUGGACCAAGGAAUCGAAACGCAAGGUAGAGAGAGCAAUUCGUGGAGCAAUGACAAGAGCGAAAAGACAAAGACUUGAAGUCAUCGAGGUUAUCAUUAAAUCCAUCAAGAAAAACCACGAUGAUAUCUAUUUGGACCUCAUAGAGGAGUCGUGGGACCUGGUAACAGCUUUGGGGGAUUAUGGGCUCAUAAAGCUCAUUUGCGAUCAUCUUCCACCACGCCCACAAAGCAGCGUCACUCUGAGUUCAUAUCAUCUUAUUAGGCUCGGAUUCGAAGAUAUUGUCAGAGCACUUAUCGGAAAAGGAUAUCUUAAAUAUUUGCAAGGUUUUCAUAUGGUAAGCGCCAUAGAGCAUGGACAAGCGGAUAUGCUACGUCUCCUUCUGCAGCACGGUUAUCCACCGGACAUGCCAUGGGGAGGCCCGGAUAAGUCUCCUCUAUUUUAUGCUAUUCAACUUCGUCAAACUACUGCCGUGAAGGUACUCCUGGAACACGGUGCCAAGACAAACAUCAAUGUCGAUGAUGUUUUUACCAUGUACAUCAUAGCGUCUAAGGACAGGAGAGAUAAAUGGACGCAGGCUGAAGCUGAUAUACGAGAGCUUAUCAACGCUGCUGGCGCCACACCGCACAAUGCGGACACAAAAGAACAAGACCUACGAUGGAAAGGAUCUAGUAUACCGGCGGAAUGGCCACCGCUCAGAAACCGUGAUUGGCGCGCUUGA
This is a messenger RNA of Aaosphaeria arxii CBS 175.79, 1350 nucleotides long. RefSeq lists its product as uncharacterized. NCBI's taxonomy places the organism in Eukaryota, Fungi, Ascomycota, Dothideomycetes, Pleosporales. The coding region runs from base 1 to 1350 and encodes 449 amino acids. The record is from RefSeq and is a predicted model, not a curated record. Gene Ontology annotation, molecular function: protein binding. The transcript is spliced from 2 exons.